AUGGACGCCGUCGAAAACGGCGAGGCUUCCGCCGCUGCCGCUCGGCCGCCGACCUCUACGGCAACGGAGGUGGUGAAAGGCAACGAAGGCGACGGCGGAGAAGCCGUUGCUAACAGCGGCGGCGUGUCGGUCGAGAAGGACGUUAGCAAAGACGGCGGGGGGACCGACGAGGACACGGCGAGCGGGAGCGAGGAGGGGGGCGGCAAGAAAAAGAAGGAGGACGAUGAGGAGAAGGCCAAGUCGGUGGGCACGGCCAAGCUGCUGCUGAAGUACGCCUCUCCCCUGGAGAUGUUGUACAUGUUCCUCGGGACCAUCUCGGCCAUCGUGUGUGGCUUCAUUAUCGUAUUCGGGGACGUCAUGGACAAGCUUAACGGCGACAACAUCCUCAACACGGUGAUGUUCUGGAACACCGCCGGGGAGCAGGUGGCGCUCAAGCUUAAGAAGGAAUACGUGCGGGCCAUCCUGCGGCAGGACAUCGGUUGGUUUGACGAGCACCCUGCGGGAGAGUUGCCUAGCGCCGUCACGUCCGCGAUGGCCAAGAUUCAAGACGGAGUCGGCCGCAAGAUCGCGGACAUCAUCAUGAACUUCACGGUGUUUCUCGCCACCUUCAUCAUCGCCUUCACGGAGCUGCCCAAGUUGGCCGCUGUUCUGCUCGCUUGCUUCCCGUUCAUCGCGAUCUCCACCUUCGUGCUGGUGACGGUGGUGGCGAAGGCUACGGGACAGGGGAACAACCACUACUCCAAGGCAGGAGGGGUGGCGAACGAGGUUAUCGCGUCGAUCAGGACGGUCGCCUCCCUCACGGCGGAGGAGAACGAGAUGGACAGGUACUCCGGGCACCUCGACGGGGCGGAGAAGGCGGGCAUCAAGGCCGGCCUGAACAAGGGCGUCGGCACCGCGACGCUCUUCGCGAGCUUCUUCCUCGGCUACGCCCUUGCCUUCUGGUACGGUACAAAGCUCGUGGCGGACGACAUCGAAAGCGAUUGCGAAAGCGACUGCGCGACGGGGGGCCAAGUCAUCACCACCAUCUUCGGCGUCCUCAUCGGGGCCAUGUCCCUGGGACAGAUGGCCCCGGGAGCUACGGCGCUUGGACAGGCCAAGCAGGCCGGGUACCGGGUGUUCGAGACCCUGGAGAGGGUGCCCCCGAUCGACGCGGCCAGUCCCGAGGGGUCGAAGCCCGACAAGGUCGAAGGUCGCCUCGAGUUCAGGGAGGUCGGGUUCUCCUACCCCACCAGGCCGGACGACAAGGUACUGGACUCGGUGUCAAUCAGCGUCUCCCCCGGGGAGUCGCUUGCCCUGGUCGGGCCCUCCGGCGGCGGGAAGUCUACCGUAACCAAGCUCCUCCUUCGGUUCUACGACCCCACCUCGGGAAGCCUUUUCCUGGACGGGCACGACGUCAAGAGCCUGAACGUGCAGUACUACCGGGGGAAGAUCGGAUACGUCGGACAGGAACCCGUGCUGUUCGCCGGAACGAUCCGCGACAACGUCGCUCACGGAAAGCCUGACGCUACCGACGAGGAGAUCGUGACCGCUGCCAAGGCAGCCAACGCACACGACUUUAUCAAGAGCUUCCCGGACGCGUACGCGACUGACGUGGGGACCGGCGGCCUUCAGCUCUCGGGGGGACAGAAGCAGAGGAUCGCCAUCGCCCGAGCGAUCAUCAAGGACCCUGCUAUUUUGCUCCUUGACGAGGCUACCUCCGCACUCGACAGCGAGAGCGAGAAAGUGGUUCAGCAGGCCCUUGACCGUCUGCACAAGAUCCACAAGCACACCACGGUGGUGAUCGCUCACCGACUGUCCACCAUCCAGGAUGCCGAUCGCAUUGCCGUCGUUGCGGAGCAGGGUAUCGCAGAGCUCGGCACCCACUCGGAGCUGCUGGCUAAGAACGGCAUCUACACUGCCCUCUGCACCAUAGAGGGGCCAGGAGCAGGCAACGGUUCCGCCGCCGCCGCCGCCGCCGGCGAUAAUGGGGCCGAAGGCGUCGUCGCCAGGACGGCGAGGCAGAAGUCGGCGUCGGUGGAGAGCGCCAAGAUGCGGCGGCAGUCGAGCUCGGCCGUGAUGCACAAGGGGCAGCAGCCCGGCGGGGAGGGUGGCGACGGCGCGGCCGAGGACAAGGCAAAGGGGGAAGACGACGAGGCCAAGUACCCUCUCCCUCCGUCGUCGAGGAUGUGGGCGCUCAACAAGCCCGAGGCGGGGUACCUCAUCCUGGGACUCAUCGGUGCCCUGAUGGCCGGAAGCCUGUUCCCCAUCGAAGGCGUUCUUAUCGCCAACAUGCAGAACAACCUCUACGCCACCGAUCCGGACAAGGUGCGGAGUGUCGGCGAGAAGUGGUCGCUCGGGUUCGUGGGUCUGGCGGCGGUGGCGAUCGUGGGACACUGCGCCAUGGCCUACGGGUUCUCCGUGGCGGGCGAGCGCCUGACGCGCCGCCUGCGGGAGAUUGGGUUCAGGGCGAUUCUCCGUCACGACAUCGGGUGGUUCGACAAGGAGGAGAACGCGGUUGGCGCCCUCACUACCCAGCUAGAGGAAGACACCGCCAAGGUCCAAUUCGCGACGGGGACUAACGUGGCGAACAAGACUCAGCUGGUCGUAACGCUCUUGCUCGGGGUCGUCAUUGGUCUUGCCUCCGCUUGGCAGAUCGGUCUCCUGGCGCUGGCCCUGAUUCCCUUGAUGGCGACGGCGGCCAUAGUCCAGAUGCAGAUGAUGAACGGCAGCUACGGCGACACCAGCGAACUGGACGGGGGCGCGCAGGCUGGAGUCAUCCUCGGGGGAGCCCUGAACGGCGUCACCACCGUGGCCGCCUUCAACAUGCAGGACUCCACCUCUGCCAAUUACGAGAAGGCGGUGGCCAGGUCCAUCGAGGGCCGCAAGAAGAGGGGUUUGAUGACGGCGGCGGCCUUCGGGUACAGCCAGGGGAUGAUGUUCUGGGUAUUCGCGAUCAUCUUCUACGUGGGCGCCGUCCUGAUCGACAACGGCACCAUCACCUUCCUAGCAUUCUUCCAGGCCUUCUUCGCUGUCUUCCUCGGGGCCUUCGGAGUCGGACAGAUCCAGAGCGAAAUCGGAGCAGCCAACGCGGCGCGGCACGCCGCCGGCAGAAUCUUCUUCCUCAACGAUGAGGACCUGCUCAUCGACCCGCUAGGGGAGGGCGGUGCCAAGGGCCCCUCUGGUGGCUGCGCCGUGAAGUUCAAGGGCAUCAAGUUCGCCUACCCUCAGCGCCCGGACGCACAGGUCUACGGGUCGGAGAAAUUCCCGGGCGGCUUCAACCUGGAUGUCGGUGCGGGGGAGACAGUGGCUCUAGUCGGGCCGUCGGGGAGUGGGAAGUCCACCUGCAUACAGUUGCUCCUCAGGUUCUAUGACCCAGAGGAGGGUACUGUUACCGUAGAUGGGCGCGACGUCAAGGAGGUCAACGUGCACUGGCUACGCUCCCAGAUGGGCUACGUUGGACAGGAACCGGUGCUGUUUACUGGCACCAUCCGCGAGAACAUUGCACGAGGGAAGCCGGGGGCAUCCAUGGCUGAGAUAGAAAAGGCGGCCAAGUCCGCUUUCGCGCACGACUUCGUCACUUCUUUCACGGACGGCUAUGAAACCGACGUCGGCGAAAAGAGCGCCCUUCUCUCCGGUGGCCAGAAGCAGCGGAUCGCGAUCGCCCGCGCGAUCAUCAACGACCCUCCCAUCCUCCUCCUGGACGAGGCUACUUCUGCCCUCGACAACG
Molecule: messenger RNA, 3706 nt
Organism: Ectocarpus siliculosus
Lineage: Eukaryota; Phaeophyceae; Ectocarpales; Ectocarpaceae
Source: the annotation of a GenBank genome assembly